GGUGGACAUGGAAGCAGGAUGAAACCGGGACAUUUUAAUAGCAGCUGGGAAAGUAGGAUGGCAGAGGAUUCAUUGGGACUGCCUUGCUAAAUCUGGACCGUCGGAGGGUAUGCAAUCUAGAUUCAGACAAGACUUGUUAGCAACCGAGUGAGAAAAGGGCAGAGAAGUAUUGGUCCUUUGGGACAGAUCCUGGCAACUAAGGCAAGCAAUUUCACCUGUUCUUUUCUGCAAGUAGCACCAUCAUCAGUCUCUAGGGCUCUCCUUGAAAAGGUAUAGGGGAAAAGACCUUUGCACCACUCCCAGUUCUCUGCUUUGCCUCCCAGGCUCAGAGCUCGCAUUCUCAUCCGGUCCUGUGUGGUGGACAUCCAUCAUGGAGACGCCCUUGGAGAAAGCCUUAGCCACUCUGGUAUUCACCUUCCACAAAUAUUCGGGGAAAGAAGGUGACAAAUUUACUCUCAGCAAGGGUGAGCUGAAGGACCUGGUGAUGAAGGAACUGGCCCUUGGAGAGAAAAUGAAGGAGACCGGAUUCGACAAGCUGAUGGGCAACCUGGACAAGAACAAGGACGAGCAGAUCGACUUCAAGGAGUACACUAGCUUCCUCUCUGCCCUCUGCAUGACUUACAACGAUUUCUUCAAGCAAGAUUCCAAAUAGGGGGCUGUGUGGCAAGAUGCAUAGGGCAACCCUCUGUUGAUGGAUACCCUGCCUUAGUCCCAACUUUGAAUAAAGAGCUUCCU
Molecule: messenger RNA, 735 nt
Organism: Sceloporus undulatus (fence lizard)
Lineage: Eukaryota; Metazoa; Chordata; Lepidosauria; Squamata; Phrynosomatidae
Gene: S100A5
Product: S100 calcium binding protein A5
Exons: 3
Coding region: 371-652 (93 amino acids)
Cellular component (GO): cytoplasm; nucleus
Molecular function (GO): calcium ion binding
Source: RefSeq, a predicted model, not a curated record